Messenger RNA from Drosophila albomicans, 2089 nucleotides. RefSeq lists its product as uncharacterized. The record is from RefSeq and is a predicted model, not a curated record. The transcript is spliced from 5 exons. NCBI's taxonomy places the organism in Eukaryota, Metazoa, Arthropoda, Insecta, Diptera, Drosophilidae. Bases 222 to 2015 code for a protein of 597 amino acids.
GUUUAUUAAUAAUAAAUAAAAUUAGUGAAAUUUGUAUUAUUGCAGUUUGAUGGUGUAAUGUUUGUUAAUACAUAUAAGGGAGAAUACUAAUCGCAAUGAUCAGUUCUUGGAGAAGAACAUAAGGAACUAAAAGCUUCGUGGGGCAUUGUUAUGGUUAAUGGAUGCAUUGGCAGAUCUAAUAGUAAGGAUGGCUACUUUUGUCUCUAUAAUGUGUUACCCAUAUGCCAAUGUACUCAUCCAAUAAUAGAAACCGUCUGUAUUUCAUUUUCAAAGAAAGUAUAAUAAUUGUUGCAUAUGCAUCAAUUAUAUUGGCAGACAAUGUUCGACCACAAUCGGGGGCUUUCUAUGUUUACAAUCCUCUAGGUCAUAGUCAACCAAAUAAGCUGCGAAAGCUUUACUGGUAUUCGAUGGGACAACCGAUCUUAGCUCCCAGGAAACAACGAAUGGCUAGCUUUCAGAUGAAGCAACGAUAUCAAAAUAUUCCGAUUAAAAUUACCUCAACCUUUACGAAUCCAGUGAGGAACACUUAUCGCAAUGCCUAUGAUGCCUCAAUAUCUGCAAGUGCCUUGAAGUCAUAUAUGAAUUCGGUCAGCUUACCAACGACGGCAUUACCAAAGAAUUCACCAAGAUUUCAGCCCAGCAACCCAUAUGAUGAGCCCACUUAUGAGGAUAACAAAAGUUGCGUAGAGAAGAAUAUUACAAUGGCGGCUCAGGACAGUGGAAUAACAGUGGCACAACAUCUGCGACCAGUGCAGAUUACUUCCGUGCCGUAUAACAUUCCCCCAAUCACUCCACUUCCAAUUGUACCUUAUGUAUCCCAUACCUACUUUACCCUUGAUGAUGUUGUCAUUCCCAGUUCUUCUGAGAACCUGCUCUAUUACAAGCCCGAAGAGAAGCAAAUAAUUCCCGAGGUUACACCGCCUCCCUUAACUACACAAAGAAGUAAAUCCGCUGAAAGUCCGUUAAUCGACAUCUUUAAUAUUUUUGGCAUUGAACCAGAGGAGAAACCCAUAAUAGAAGAAAAACCCCAAGAAUUAGUCAGGGACUCAGAGAUAACCACAACAUCGUGGAUGCCAGUUACAAUGAAUAUCAUAAAAAAUGAAACAAAAAUGGAUAUAAAACCUUUUAAGCCAAUGUCAUUAAGCCAAACUAUGGUUGAGAACGUAUUGAAUAUUGUUACCAACCAUAAAAAUUCAACCCUAAUGCCAGAAAUUGAAACCGUCGCGAACUCAAGCAAAGAACUAUGUAAAGAUUGUUUGAAAGAUGAAAUAUUGACAACUUUGAGUCCCAUAUUGAAUGAGAUUGAAGACAAAAAGAUUGAGAAACCAAUAGAAAAGAAUCCAGUAAAAAAUAUGAAAGAAAUCGAUAAUCAAAGUAAUAGUUUAAGUAGUUUAAAAACCCUCACAUCCACAACAUUCAUCGGCUUGCUAACAUCGAAAUUGAAAAUUGCUCAAAAUCACAAGAAAUUCUCACCCAUCUCAUUAAAGAAAUACUCAACGACGACAGCUCCUCCAGUAUCUUCUACAACAAAAGCUGCUCUUAGAAAAUCCAGACGAACUAAAAACUAUUCGAGGCAAAGAAAAGUUGACGCCAAUUUAACCAGAUUGAAUAAUUAUAAUCUGACGAAUGCCAAGUCAACUUAUUCAAAAAUAUUACGACCCACUUUAAAAGUAAAUCUUAAAGAUAUAGAUAAAGAUAAAAUACAAACUGUAAAUGUGACAGAUACAACAUCUUAUUCAACUUCAACUCAAGCGCCUGUUAGGAAUACCCCAAAAACUGUGAGAAAUACCCCAGCUCCAAGAAUGAUGAGUACUUCAACUUCUAGUGAAUCUCCGCCUUUGUCUGCGGAAUCUGCCAUUAUGACCAUAUCGAAUGCUAAUGGUAGACACCUCAGAGGAUCCAUGCCGACAUUCAGAAAGCGUUUAGCCGAAACACAUAAAAGAUUCGCUCCAACUACCGAUAUGCCUCAAUUGCCUAUUGAACUCUAUUUUAACAAACUCUCUAAAACUCAGUAGGCUACCAUACUUUGUUUGCAUAAAAACUAUCAUUAAAUUUAUUUAUAAUUAUUAUUGAAUAAAGGUGCAAAAUA